Molecule: messenger RNA, 591 nt
Organism: Guillardia theta CCMP2712
Lineage: Eukaryota; Cryptophyceae; Pyrenomonadales; Geminigeraceae
Exons: 3
Coding region: 1-591 (196 amino acids)
Source: RefSeq, a predicted model, not a curated record
AUGAUCGGAUCAAGCUUAUCGCGAUUAGGAUGCAUCUUGGUAGGUCACCUUUACCCCCUUUACAAGACUUUCAAAUGUUUCAAGAAUUGUGAAAGCACGAGUGAAAUAGAAGUGGAACAUCUUUUAGACAUGAGACGGAUCUUGUCCUUUUGGGCCGUGAAUGGAAUAUUCAUGUUUUCGGAAUAUUUCUUGGAUUUCUUCAUCGCAUGGAUACCAUUCUACUUCGAAUCAAAGAUCCUCUUCCUCAUUUGGCUAGUGCAUGGAAAUUUUACAGGUUCUCAGUUCGUCUACGACAACUUUGUAGAGGAAGUCUUCCAUCACCACGAGAACGACAUCGAUCACGGUUUGGCAGUUUCCAAGGCGGCGUUCAAGACUACAGCUUCUCGUUGGUUUGCUUUCUUAGCGUCGCAGCUCGCAAACCUCUUUGCUCUGGCGAUGCAGAAGUCGCACGAGACUAUGAUGAGCCGUAUGAAGCAGGGAGACGCCUCGUCAUCGACAGAAAGCAGGUUUGAAGAAAUUGGAGCUGGGGACGAAGAACGAGUCCUAUCAGCAUCGAAGAGAACGAGAUCGAAGAAGAAGAUAGAUCAUUGA